AUGUCGUUCUUCAAGCGUAACGAUCCCAGUGCACCUGCCGCUCGACGUGCGGGAGGACCUGGAUCCACAGGGGUGGGAGGAAAUCAAUCACCUUAUGAGAGAUUACCAGCGGAUAAUAACUCUUAUUCAUCUCAACCUUCUUUACCACCUAGACAAUCACCUGCACCACCUCAACCUCCAAGUCAGAGAGAUCCAUAUGGUAAUCAAGGACAGCAAGGUGGAUAUGGUACUCCUCAAAGGCAGCCUCAACAACAACAGCAGCCACCUUUACCACCUAGAGGAGGCGCCGGUGGAGGAGACGGUUACUAUGCUGAGAAAGCAGAAUAUAGACCUCAACAACAACAACCAUCCACUCCACAAAGAGGUUAUCCUCAACAACAACAUCAAGGAGGAGGAGGAGGUGGUGGUGGUGGUGGAUCAGGUAGAGGAAUAUACAACAUAGCGCCGUGUCCAUCGGAUCCAUUAGCUUUGACUAAUCGAUUGGUCGUUAACCCAUCGGACUUCUCACCUGACGUUGAAUUCGUCGUAAUGAGAAACAAAUUCGUGUUCUCAAUCAUUCGCGACCCAACGCAUACUCUGCCUCCAAGACAUGUAGGGCCAUCAAAGAUUAUCAGACAAUGGGUCGGACUGUCAGCUGUAGGAGAAACAGUUGAACUGGAACCUUAUCAUCCUGGAAAUGGUGAUUGGGCAAGUACUGUCGAGUUAGAGGUCGGAUUCAGAUUGAAGAGAAAGGAAACUAGCGAUUUAUUCGAUAGUGAGGACAUGGCAGCUGCUUUCAACAACGCAUUCCCAUCUCUCCCUCUAAGUCCUCUUCAGCCUUUAGUAUUCGAUUACCGAGGACAUGAACUCAAAGCCUCCGUCAGAGCUGUAUCAACCCUCGAUGGUAACGAUGGGGGUACAGGUAUUAUAAUGGAAGGUACAGAAAUCAUUUGGGUCAAGGAUCCUAGCAGUGGUAUCAAACUCAAGAACAGCUCCAAGCGUGGACCUACAAAUGCUAUCUUGGCUCCCAAUUUCAAGUUCGAGGAUAUGGGUAUUGGUGGUCUCGAUAAUGAAUUUGCCGCAAUCUUUAGAAGAGCAUUCGCAAGUCGGAUCUUUCCUCCUGGGUUAGUUGAAAAGUUAGGUAUUCAACAUGUUAAAGGUAUUCUUCUUUUCGGUCCCCCUGGUACCGGUAAAACCCUUAUGGCCAGACAGAUCGGCAAAAUGCUCAACGCCAGAGAACCGAAAGUCGUGAAUGGUCCUGAGAUAUUGAAUAAAUUUGUUGGUCAAAGUGAAGAGAAUAUCAGGAAGCUGUUUGCAGACGCAGAGAAGGAGCAAAAAGAAAAAGGUGAUGAAAGCGGAUUGCACAUCAUCAUUUUCGAUGAACUUGAUGCUAUCUGUAAACAACGUGGAUCUACCAACAGUGGUACCGGCGUUGGCGAUUCAGUUGUCAAUCAAUUAUUAUCAAAAAUGGAUGGUGUCGAUCAACUCAAUAAUGUUUUGAUCAUUGGUAUGACCAAUCGAAUGGAUAUGAUCGAUGAAGCUUUACUUCGACCUGGUAGAUUAGAAGUGCACAUCGAAAUUUCGCUACCUGAUGAAGCGGGCAGAUUCCAAAUCUUGAAUAUUCAUACGAGUAAAAUGAGAAAUAAUGGAGUUAUGGCGGACGACGUUGAUCUAGCUGAAUUGGCGGCUUUAACCAAGAAUUUCUCAGGAGCAGAGUUAGGUGGUCUGACCAAGAGUGCAACCAGUUUCGCCUUUAACAGACACGUCAAGGUCGGAACAGUCGCUUCGUUCGAAGAGGUCGAGAACAUUCAGAUAUCAAGAGCAGAUUUCAUGCACGCUUUGGAUGAAGUACAAGCUGCUUUUGGUGUUUCAGAAGAAGAAUUGCAACAAGUUGUACAGAAUGGUAUCAUCCAUUAUUCGCAACGCGUCAAUGAUGUGCUCAACGAUGGAAGUCUAUUGGUGGAACAAGUCAGGAAAUCCGAUAGAACACCUCUGGUCUCUGCCUUACUGCAUGGUCCAUCUGGUGCCGGUAAAACGGCCCUCGCAGCUACGAUCGCCAUGGCAUCCGAUUUCCCCUUCAUCAAGUUGAUCUCACCGGAAAGUAUGGUCGGCUAUUCUGAACCUCAGAAAAUAGCUCAGUUGCACAAGAUCUUCUCGGACAGUUAUAAGAGUCCUUUGAGUGUUAUUGUUGUCGAUAAUAUUGAGCGAUUACUUGACUGGAAUCCCAUCGGGCCAAGAUUCGCAAAUGGUGUAUUACAAGCUUUGGUUGUAUUAUUCGGUAAAAGACCGCCGAAGGGCCGACGAUUAUUGAUUUUAGCCACGACAUCCAACAGAUCUAUCUUGUCCGAUAUGGAUGUGUUAUCAGCUUUCGACACAGAUAUACCUAUAUCACCCAUAACGACACUGGAAGGGGUUGAUCAUUGUCUAAGAGAAGUUGGAUUAUUCAACAAUUCAAACGAACUCGCGAGGUCGAUGAAAAUGCUUAAAGAUGCAAGACUCGGUCAAGAAGGAAGAGCAGAUCUUUCUAUCGGUGUUAAGAAACUGCUCACUUUGGCAGAGAUGGCCAGACAAGAUCCUGAUCCAGCUAGUAAAUUGGCAAGUAGUUUAGUAAGAGAGGCGGCUUAA
Messenger RNA from Kwoniella shivajii, 2604 nucleotides. RefSeq lists its product as uncharacterized. The coding region runs from base 1 to 2604 and encodes 867 amino acids. Gene Ontology annotation, biological process: intra-Golgi vesicle-mediated transport; SNARE complex disassembly; Golgi to plasma membrane protein transport. Gene Ontology annotation, molecular function: ATP binding; ATP hydrolysis activity. The transcript is spliced from 13 exons. The record is from RefSeq and is a predicted model, not a curated record. Gene Ontology annotation, cellular component: Golgi stack. NCBI's taxonomy places the organism in Eukaryota, Fungi, Basidiomycota, Tremellomycetes, Tremellales, Cryptococcaceae.